Somion occarium is the source of this 4667-nucleotide messenger RNA. The record is from the annotation of a GenBank genome assembly. NCBI's taxonomy places the organism in Eukaryota, Fungi, Basidiomycota, Agaricomycetes, Polyporales, Cerrenaceae.
GUUGUGGUCUCAGCUCUCGCGCUCCUCCGUAUGAGCUAUACCUUUCUCUAAACACAGCACUUUAUUAUUGCACAAGUCAACAUGUCCGAAGUGGAGGACGCGGCACCGCGAAGAUCGCAAAGGGAAAAGAAACUAGCCAGCCAUUUCGUAUCAGUGAACAGUGCUCUUCUUGCGAAGCGAAAACGCUCAGAUGAGACAACAGAUGACGACGAUGUCCGAAGCCAGAUGUCCGAACACGAUGGAUUUGGCUCUGUGGACGGUGACGCCGAUGAGGAGGACGGGGACGAAGAACAAGAUGAACCCAUGCCCAAACGGAAGAAUAAGGGCAAGAGGAAGGCCCCCGCAAAGGGUCCUCCACCUCUCAAGAAGCCCCGUACGGCAAAAGCCCCUGCAACCAAGAAGGCGUCUGCGGUGGCGAAACCAAAGAAGACUACGGGUGCACCGAGGGGACGUAAGAAAGCUGCUGUUGCAAACGGCAUAGAGUUUGAUGCAGAGCAAGUCGCAAAGGACACGAAAAUUUCGACAGAUAACGCGUUAUUCAACACCAUUAUGAACCCUUCUGCGGCAUUGCAAUCGACAGCAGAAGACUUCCUUGAGUCUCUGGAUGCGACACCAGGGCCCACCCAGGCUCAGUUGAUUAACUGUAUAUUGCGCUCAUGCGGCUGCAAUGAUACUGUUAACGAAGACGAAGUAGUCGAUUAUGAUGGCAUCAUCGAUGCUCUCGACAACUUCACAGAGGCCCUCAAACAAGAAGAUUCGCCAAUAUACCCGCUAACCUCGAAGUUGCCGGCAUUCAAGAAGUUCCGCAAGUCCCUCUCAGAGUUUCUUUCGCGCCUUAUUAGCUCUGCGGCUGCUAUGGGUCAGUUGUGCAACUCUGAUCUCCUCCUCACUCUUCAGGCAUGGGUUGUCGCAAUGUCUUCGUCGCAACUGCGUGCAUUCCGACACACGGCGACUGUAAUAGCACUGGAAGUUGAAACUGCGCUAUGUGAAGUUGCGGCAGACGUUGAAAAGGAAGCUGAAGUCGUCAGCAGACAAAGAGAGGGUGAGCGGAAACGAAAGAAGGGUAAAGGUGAUGCGUCUACCGCUCGAGAUAAGGACCUCGAGAAGAAAGCAGAGGAGGUUAGAGGAAGACGAAAGAAGCUGAGCGAGUUUCUCAAAGAGUUUGUCGAUGGAGUCUUUGUACAUCGAUAUCGUGACCUCGACCCAAACAUUCGUGCCGAAUGUGUCCGUGCCAUGGGUCUUUGGUUUGCCAAAUAUCCCUCCCAUUUCCUAGAUGGCGCAUAUCUCCGCUAUGUAGGCUGGGUCCUUUCAGAUUCUAACACUCAUGUCAGGCUAGAGGCCGUUAAAGCUCUCUCACUCGCUUACGCGCAGACGGAAUACAUUGGAAUCGCUGCCUUACAACACUUCACGGAACGUUUCAAGCCUCGGUUAGUCGAGAUGGCGAUGGGCGAUACCGAAUUAAGCGUUCGAGUGGCCGUCGUGCAAGUUCUCCAAGCUAUCAAUACGCACGGACUCCUGGAGGACGAGCAGACAGAGAAGCUGUGUCUCUUGGUAUUUGACGAGGAGGCAAAGAUGCGUAAGGCCGUUAGCGGGUUCGUAAAGGGUGUGUGGGAAGAGGGAGUCGAAGAAAGGUUGGUAGGGAAACGACCAUCUGAGAAGGACAAACAGAAAGCUGCUGUCAAGGUACUUGCUAUGCUACUCGUCCAAUGGGGAAAGGCUCUCGAUUCCAGCUCGGGAGACGAUGAAGAAAGUGAAGAUGACCGUUCGGAGGAUGAAUCGAAUGGUCCAUCAAGAAAGGCGAAAGGCAAGGCCGUUGCAGCUCUUGUUGGUUCCAAAUCCACUAGUCGCACAGGGCUCGCGGUGGAGGCACUCUGGGAUGAAGUUGAGCCAGUCUCUGAUUGGGAAACAUUACUUGAGAUUCUGCUCCUUGACCAUUCCGCGUCUGGAGAUGAAUCUUCUACGUCUUCUCGUGGAAGUCGAGCACAGGGGAAGAAAAAAUCUGCCGAUACUACUAUUGAUGAGGCAUGGAGACUUGAGGAAGUCGAAGAAGGGGUUCUCCUUGAGGUCCUGAUUGCUGCGUUGCGGAGAACCAAGCUCGAGGCCACUGGGACGAAGAAGGGCGAAGAAGAUAGUGUUUCUUCAGACAUCACCAGAGCCCUCAUCAAGGCAUUACCGAGGUUGUUCAUGAAGUACCAAACGGAUGAAUCAAGAAUGGCCAACGUCUUGCUAAUACCUCAACUAAUGAACCUCGAUGAAUAUUUGGAGAUGCGAAUGAUGACUGUAUACUCCAGCCUUUGGGACGAUAUCACAAAGCAAUUCUUAUCUCACUCUUCACCAACCGUUUUGGCUAAUGCGGUGGCUACCGUUCGAUAUAUGUUGGAAACAACUAGCCUGUCAAACACGAACAGCACCAAGAUCCUUGAGCUGGAAGAUGAACUGUCAAACUCUUUACGAGAGGCAAUAUCAGGCCGUGAAGAGCUCGAAGUCGCCUCCUUCAGCGAAGAUGAAGUGCUUGCGUUGAACGCUAUCUGUUCUCGAAUUGCAACUCUAGCAGGCACUAGAGAUAUGAUCGCUUGGAUGGAGGAAGACGAAGGCGGUAAACAAAGUAGCGCUUGGGAUAUCAUCAGCGCGCUCGCAGAAAGAGGGCGACUUGGCUACAAGGAAGAAGAAGCGAUGAUCGACCAUGCCUUACAAGUGCUGUACCUGCAUAUCUUGUGGAAGACACGCGCCUUGACAGCUUCUGCCGAACCAUCUCCGGAGGAGGUAAACUUCAGGGAGAAGCUGAAAGAGCAGCGAGACUCGUUACUAGAGAAACUACUUGAAUUUGCUGUCGGUACUCAAUCCAACACAGCCGAAGGUGUCAGACGAGCGGCUUUCCAAAAUCUCAUGCACAUACAUAUUCUUUACUGCCCCACACAGUCAAUUGAUCCAGAUGGCAAAGCUCUUCCAACGGCCGCCCUUGCCCUGUCGCUGGAGGAUGAAGUUCAAUACCGUUGUGCAGGCUUUGUCCAAGCCGAAAUCGAAAAAUAUGCGGAAGAGUUGGAAGAAGACUCUCCGCAAGGUGAGGAUGACACUGGCCACGAAGAUAGCGGCGAAGAUGGUUCUGGUGACGAAGAAACCGCCAAAACCAAAAAGAGCAAAAAGAGCAAGGGCAAGCGGCCUGAGAAGGCUGUCGUAUCUGGUGACAAGGCGUCUGCUUCACGGCUAGAGAAAGAGUAUAUUUUCAUUGGUGUCAUUGCGACUUUCUUGCGUGCAAUCAAAGCAGGGGCAAUACAUUUCCGGCAUUCUGCUACGUUAUUGGCACACUACGGACGGUUAGGACCUGUGUUUGACAUGUGUUCCAAGGCUAUUGUGGAGAUCUUGCGUGAAGAGGGAAUGUACAAGGACAAUGGAGAAGCCGUGGUCGCCGUAAUACUGCAAGCCCUUCAGGAUUCAUUCUCACUUUACCUUGACGGUAUCGCCCAUUCGGAGGAGCAUACGGUCGCGCUCGCCAAGGUGCUUUCGUCGUGUUUCAUCAUCCGCGGAGCCCAGCUUUCAGUUGUCCGGCGGCUUGAUCCAAAGUUUGUCGUUGAGGUCCACACCAGCGCUCUCACUUGGAUUGGCAAACGUUUGGCGACUUACGAGGCCGCCAAGAAUAAGAAAGGCCGCAACAAGUCUUUGGCAUUUUUCAAAGCUCUGACGCCACUCUGCACUGCAAUUGAGAGCAGAGACUUCCUGAAAAUAAAAGCGCAUCUCGACCAGACCAUCGCACAGGCCAAGGUUGAAGUCCUACCGACCGCUAAGGCUUGGGAUGGCUAUCGUGCCUAUGACAAACGGCUCACCACAGGCAAGGACAAAGCUGCAGGAGGAAAGCCCAAGAAGGCGUCGAAGAAGACUGCAAAGAGCGCGGAACUGGUCACAACUGAAGAUGAAGGCGCUGAUGAUGCUCAUGCUACGACAGGCGACGAGGAUCCUAUCCCUUCCAAACCGCGUCCUAAACCUCGUCGACCCAGGCGUUCUACUAGGGCAGCUCAGUCAGGAACAGAAGGAGAGCAGGAAGAUGAGGAGCACAAUGAUCCACGCUCUGAACCUGAAUUUACCACUCCAAGACAGAAAUCGCGUCAACAAGCGGCAUCCCCGUCAACGAACCAUUCACCCGCCGAGCCGCCACUAGCAACCCCGCAGAAUUCCCAGCCCUCCGUUUCUAGUCCAUUCUUAUUUGCAACUCCUGGCACUGGCAAACGGAAACGGGCUGGUACACCUGAGGACGAUGCAGGUAGUGAGCCCGAGCCUGAUGGUCAAUCUCAAGCAGCGGAUGAAGAUGAUGUUCCGUCCGCCCCAGCCACUCCACGGGCUUCGCAAGACAUUCCAACGGAAGAAAUUCAGAUUCGGAGGAAACGUGUCCGUCAUUGAUACCCACGCACCUGUAAACUUUGCACUUCAUCUCUAUCUUUAUUGCUCUUCCAUCUAUCUGCUUUCAUUUGCUAUCUGCUUCUUGUUCCAUGCAAUAUUGUAGAGUACUCAUAUAUAUUCAAGUCGGGUGUAACAACAUCGAUACUAUGACACGAUGUCUGGGAUAUAAUGCAACUAACGAAUGUGCUAAAUGUACGAGUAACAAUGUGAUAGAGAAUGCGAAAUAGUGAGUGUAUAAGGAUCCAUGUCAUGGAGAUAAAUAAAAUAAGUGAAUU